ACGGUCCAAUCACAUUUCUUUAUUUUAAAGAAAAACUCGACUUCAAAAUCCUGCUGAACUCGAAGCCACCGGUUGCCAGUACAAGCUUAUCUUCCCCUAUUUGUCGACAAAAUGGAAAACGAAAUGCAAUGGUCUAUGCAGAAAAAUAUUAGCAACUAUGUGAAUAUUCUGGACCGAUUGACAGAAAAGUAUAACAAAUUGAGCAAACGGGUUGGUGCAAAGGUGGUGGACUUCAAACAUGAAACAAAUGGAGACAUUGCACGGUCCAUAACAGCGACAGAGUUGGAGAUUUCCAGGAUAGAAGCAGAGAGGCCAACAAGUUGGAGGGAAUAUUCCUUCACAGAAGGCAACACGACAAAUGACUCCCAGAUUGAUUACCAGGUGAAGCAGUCCAAUGAGAGCGUUGAAAGUAAUGACUCUAUAAUUGAUGGGGUGUCUGAGAUGGACCAAACCCAGGCUUCUGGCAUUGGCCUGUUGGAUGAACCUCAGGGGAACCUGAUGGAUGUGUUGGUGCAGCCUGAAGACCAGGAUGAAGAGCUGGAGCAAACUCUGAGUAGUCCUCGUAGCACUCUGAUGGAGCUGUUCCCCCAAAUGAUCACUCAGAUGGGGAAGACCUCUCCCCGCCAGAGGUACACAAAGAUGAGACCAAUUGGCAGCAAGGCCGGGACCGGCAAGCCCUCACCCAGGGGUGAUUGCCACGACCUCUGCCAAUCUGGUGAUGAACACAACCUGAAAGCAGCAGUUAAAAGCUGCGUGGCCAUGAUCCAUUCCCCUGUGCAAAGACAUUCCAACCUGACUCAGCCGCUGCAGUUGUGGGGAGCAUCUUCUGAGAGUGAGGCAGACCGGGUGAGGAGAGAUGGCCAGUGGACGGAAUUUUCCUUGUUGAUGCAAAGCAAGGAGUCAAUGAACCAUACAUUCACUGUGUCCAAGGGUUCUCAUCCCUGUACGCCUCUCUCUGGCAAACCUCAGGGACAAAGCCAUUCCACUGCAGUGCAAUCCCCAGCUCAGACCCUGAGGUUUAACAGAAGCAAUGGCCCUUAUGUGAUGGAGAGCUCAACUGUUCCCAAGACUCUGCAGAGCUUGUUAAAUACAAGGGGGAGGAACCAUAAUGGCUAUGGUGGAUCUCCCAAGGCUUUGGCAAGACAGAACCCUGUAUCAUCUUCUAUACAUGAGCAGCACUCCCGGUCACCAAAGAGAAGGCUCUACCAUCAGGAUUGUCACAGUCCCUCCCGGAUUAGAUCGGACUCCCUACAGUCGUCCCUCCGGCCAGGUGGAAUGUAUUCCCCUGCCAAAAUAGAAGAGGCGUUCAGAAAUCUUUACCACAAAGUUGUCUGUCUGGCCAAAGCUCCUCUCUCAAAAUGCUCUCCCUGUCGUUGCUCUGCUCGAAGAUUAGAGGCCAACAUUGGGAGCUCUUCUUCCCCUGCCUCUGCACCGUCACCUCUGGCCCUUUCCCCCCACCGCUCCAACCUGCGGAAGCGUGCCAGGGAGCUCGACUAGGACAGGUCUCCCACUUUCAAACACCCCUGGGGAUGGAACUCGUCCCCUGGCGCCAUUUCAAAGAGAGAAGACUGCAUCUGUAAUAGUGCAGUCCUGAGUUGGUGUUCUACAUUAUUGCGUUGGAUUUUACGGUACUGCUCAUUCAAGUUAAAUUGUUUUCAUUGUUUAAGUAUUGUUUCCUGAAGAAAAAAUUAAAUCACUCCAUACAACUGUUACGCCACCUUGUUUUUCAUUGGUAGGCAGCUUAAAGGUGAACCUCCAUUAAGAAGUCAACUUGAAAUAGGAAACGGCUUAAGAAAAGCCUUUAAUAUAAAUUGUUAAUCUGUGCUAAAAUUAAACCCCUUACGCCUCAUGCCCACUGCAUCCGUCCGUUGACUGAUCCCAUUGACUUUGAAUGAGGACGGACGCGCAAUGCAUUGUGGAUCCGUUUGCUCCGUCAAAGUUGAACAUGUUAAACUUUUUCGGCAGCGACAGAUCCGUCAUCGAAUCAGAUCACGUAUGCAAAUUUAAGCACUGACACUACUCAGGCUCUGACGACCCCGGAAAGCUCCCCCAUCCGUCAGCCAAGCCUUCCGACGUCCUUUGACUGACUGCAGUGGGCACGAGGCGUUAGGGUAACAAAAUGUAAGAAAAUGAUACAAUCCUUAAAUGCAGCAGAAUAUUCAAUAAAAGUGCAGUUACACGAA
Messenger RNA from Gadus chalcogrammus (walleye pollock), 2183 nucleotides. RefSeq lists its product as uncharacterized. Lineage: Eukaryota; Metazoa; Chordata; Actinopteri; Gadiformes; Gadidae. The coding region runs from base 112 to 1497 and encodes 461 amino acids. The transcript has 7 exons. The record is from RefSeq and is a predicted model, not a curated record.